CAUACCAAUGCACACAUUUCAACUCUCACUGUCUUUCAUAACAAAAUCAUUAUUACCAACAUCUAGCUUAUCAUUCUCUCUAGUCUCUAAUGGCAUCGCUUCACUGUUCAUCUUAUUUUCUGGGCACAAAUCUUACAAAACAAAACUCCAUUGCGAUCUUCCAAAGCUACUCUCCAACCUCAUUCACCAAGCUUGCCUCUCGUGUCUCUCACCAGAGGUCCCUACUCUGCUCGCUGGCCAUGAACGGGUGUGAGGCUGACCAUAAAGAGCCACUUCGCACGGUAGAGACAAGAACUCUAUCCACGGUUACGUCACCGGCUAUUGCGACGGAGAAGCUGAUAACCGCCGUCUCUAACCUUAAAACCGAACCGCCUUCGUUCUCAUCCGGUAUCAUCCGAUUACAGGUGCCCAUUGACCAGACAAUCGGUGCAAUAGAUUGGCUUCAUGCGCAAAAUGAUGCUCUUCCUCGCAGUUUCUUUUCAUGUCGUCGCAGCGACGCUGGCCGUCAAGAUCUUCUCCAAGACUUGGCGAGCGAGAAUGUGAAUGGAUCAUCUGAUCAUAAUCCGGUCAGUGUUGCUGGAAUCGGGUCUGCUGCAUUUUUCCGUGAUCUGAGCCCAUUCUCUCAUGAUCACUGGAGAUGUAUCCGAAGGUUUCUGUCUUCGACGUCUCCUUUGAUUCGUGCGUACGGUGGAUUUCGGUUUGAUGCUAGAGGAAAGAUCGCUGUCGAAUGGGAACAGUUUGGCUCCUUUUAUUUCACAGUGCCUCAGGUCGAGUUUGUUGAGUUUGGGGACAACUCAAUGCUGGCUGCAACUGUUGCUUGGGACGAGGAGAUCUCAUGGACGCUUGAAAAUGCUAUUGAAGCACUUCAGGAGACUAUGCUUCAGGUUUCUUCUGGAAUAAAGAGAGGAAAGAGAGAAUCUUUAGGAGUUUCUGUUGUUAGCAAGAACCAUGUUCCUAGUGAAGGAGCCUAUCACCCUGCUGUAACUAGUGCUCUGGAGAUUAUAAAGGCCGAAAAUUCACCCCUAAGCAAGGUUGUGCUUGCACGCAGCACUAGAAUCAUUACUGAUACCGAUAUUGAUCCUAUUGCUUGGUUAGCACGGUUGCAGCGUGAAGGACAAGACGCGUAUCAAUUCUGUCUUCAGCCACCAGGUGCACCAGCAUUCAUAGGAAACACGCCUGAGAGACUCUUCCACAGAAAACAUCUAGGUGUCUGCAGCGAGGCGUUGGCUGCAACCAGGCCUAGAGGUGAUUCAGCAGUUUCGGAUAUGGAAAUAGAGCGUGACUUACUAACGAGUCCUAAAGACGAUCUUGAGUUUUCCAUUGUGCGAGAGAAAAUAAGAGAACAACUAAAUGCUAUAUGUGACAGAGUAAUUGUGAGGCCCCCCAAAACAGUGAGAAAGCUUGCAAGAGUACAACACCUAUAUUCUCAGUUGGCAGGGCAGCUAAGAAGAGAAGAUGAUGAGUUUGACAUCUUAACUGCUUUGCAUCCAACGCCAGCUGUUUGCGGAUGUCCAGUAGAUGAAGCAAGGCUUUUGAUUAAGCAAAUUGAGUCAUUUGAUAGAGGAAUGUAUGCUGGACCUGUUGGAUAUUUUGGUGGUGGAGAGAGUGAAUUUUCUGUAGGCAUAAGAUCUGCUUUAGUCGAGAAGGGUCUUGGAGCAUUGAUCUAUGCAGGAACCGGAAUAGUUUCAGGAAGCGAUUCAUCCUCGGAGUGGAACGAGCUUGAUCUUAAGAUCUCUCAGUUCAUUAAAUCACUUGAACAUAAACCAGCUUUGCAGCCGAUCAACUAAAGAAAGACAACUGAGAUUGUUUCGUAAAUUAAGUUGCUAUAUUUAAAUUGCUUUGUAUCAUUCAUUGUGUGUCUGGUGCCAAUGUUGUAAACUAAAAGUAAAUCUAAUGAUGCUGCAUCAAAUUUAAAU
Brassica oleracea var. oleracea is the source of this 1916-nucleotide messenger RNA. Its product is annotated as isochorismate synthase 2, chloroplastic-like. NCBI's taxonomy places the organism in Eukaryota, Viridiplantae, Streptophyta, Magnoliopsida, Brassicales, Brassicaceae. The coding region runs from base 90 to 1787 and encodes 565 amino acids. Gene Ontology annotation, molecular function: isochorismate synthase activity. The transcript is spliced from 15 exons. Gene Ontology annotation, biological process: phylloquinone biosynthetic process. The record is from RefSeq and is a predicted model, not a curated record. Gene Ontology annotation, cellular component: plastid.